AUGCCGGUCGUCAAAGGAGGUGUCUGGACCAAUAUUGAGGACGAAGUCCUUCGAGCGGCGGUCUCGAAGUAUGGUCUAAACCAAUGGGCGCGUGUGUCUUCGUUGUUGGCAAGAAAGACCCCGAAGCAAUGUAAAGCGCGCUGGGUUGAAUGGCUCGAUCCCGGUAUUAGGAAAGUGGAAUGGUCUCGGGAAGAGGAUGAAAAGUUGUUGCAUCUGGCCAAGUUGAUGCCAACGCAAUGGCGGACGAUUGCACCGAUCGUAGGUCGCACGGCAACUCAGUGCCUAGAACGUUAUCAAAAACUUUUGGAUGAAGCGGAGGCCCGUGAGAACGAUGAGCUCGGCUUGGGAGGCCCUGGCGCGGAAAGCGCUGCCCCAAGUGCGGACGACGUCAGAAGGCUAAGACCCGGUGAACUAGACCCCGACCCAGAAUCCAAGCCCGCCCGCCCGGAUACUAUCGAUCUUGAUGAAGAUGAGAAAGAAAUGUUAAGCGAGGCCCGAGCGCGUCUCGCAAAUACGCAGGGUAAAAAGGCGAAGCGUAAGGCUCGAGAACGACAGCUUGAAGAAUCACGACGACUCGCUGUGCUUCAGAAGCGCCGUGAACUGAAAAACGCCGGCAUCAAUAUCAAGGUUGUUACGCGAAAACAGGGCGAAAUGGACUAUAAUGCGGAUAUUCCGUUUGAAAAGCCAGCGGCACCUGGGUUCUAUGAUACUGGCGAAGAGGAGGCCCGCAAUGAGAGACAGCGUGAAAUGUUCGAUCCUCGAAAGCAACAACUAGCGAACAAACGCAAAGGAGACCAAGAUGAAGACGCUGAACGGAAGAAGAGGAAGAAUGAUAAGAACAGUAACUCUGCUGCUUUUGCGGCUGCUGCCCGGGCAGGCCAGAUGCAAAAGAUCAGAGAAGCGGAGCAAAGCAGCAAGCGGAGAGCAUUAGUCCUUCCCAGCCCCCAAGUCAGUGAAAGCGAAAUGGAGGAUAUCAUCAAGAUGGGUAUGGCAGGAGAUAAGGCCAGCAAGAUGGUGGGAGAAGAAGAAGGAACCCGAGGACUACUUGGAAACUACUCCGCCAUGGUUGGAGGGACACCAAUCCGAACACCUAGAGCCCCCCCGGAGGAAGAUCACAUUGCAAAUGAGAUUCGAAAUAUCAGGGCCUUAACGGAAACCCAAUCUUCUCUUUUGGGUGGUGAAAAUACACCCCUGCAUGAAGGAGGAUCUUCUACAGGUUUCGACGGCAUCGCUCCCCGCCGUCAGGAGAUUGUCACACCGAAUCCCAUGGCUACACCUUUUAGGCAAGGGAACGCGGUUGGUGCAACACCUGUGCCAGGAGGUGUCGGGCCUGGGGCUACUCCACUACGGACUCCUCGCGAUCACUUUUCACUAAACAAGGAGAUCGACGGUGGUCAACUCAUUGGAAGCACGCCUAAGGACAUGAAGAUACAAGAGAACCUCGCGCGGCAAAGCAUCCGCGGUAGGUUGGCAGCGCUUCCAAAGCCUAAGGAAACCGAGUGGGAGCUCGAAGAGCUGCCCUCUGAAACGGCGGAGCCAACUGCAAUGGCAGAAUACUCAGAGGAGGAUGCGGCAGAACGAGACAGGAAAGAAAGGGAGGCCCAGGCCAAAGCUGCAGCAGCUGAGCAUAAACGCCAGACACAGGUCUACCAACGCGCACUCCCUCGACCAGUUGUGCUCGAUAUCGAUACAUUAAUGGAGCGUGUGUCGCAUGUAACAGACCCAAUUCCUAACUUGAUUGCUAAGGAGGCGGCCCUUCUUAUCGCCAACGAUGCAAGCAAGUUCCCUGUUCCUGGCGCCAAAAUCGGAGGCAAAGCCCGGAAACUGGAGCGGCUCGAUGACCGAUGGUUAGAAGAAGCUCGUGCGGCCAUUACAGCUGAGGUGUCAUCCGGAAAGAUGCAGGAGUGGGCGGUUGAGUUCGACACCCAGUGGGGCUCUACUCGUUCGAACACUCUACCUGGUCUUUCUAACUACGUUGACGAGGACGAGGACCCAUAUCAGCAAGAACAGCGGAUGAUUGGCGUCUUUGACAAUGUACAGGCAUCUCUACUCGCAACUGCAGAGCAGGGAAAUAAACUUGAAAAGAAGCUGGCACUGCAUUACGGUGGAUAUCAAAACCGGGCGAAGACACUACGGACAAAGGUCACGGAAGCCCACACAGCCCUGGAUAAGUCGAAGAAUGAACUAGACGCUUUUCGCACACUCCAGAUAUCAGAAGAGGCUGCGAUUUCAAGGCGACUUGAGAAACUACGGGAGGAUGUCGCCUUUGUCAUGCGCAGAGAACGAGAGGCUCAGGAACAAUACCGAUCGAGAAAGGAGGAGCUGGACGAACUGGUUGCUGGCACAGGAGGCAUGACUGAGGAUUGUUUCCCGAUCACAAUGGGCGUUAGAGAUUCUCACGGGGAGGCCACCGGGACCCCGGACCCCGUUGAGAAGGGGUUCGCCACCCUCAACACCAUCAGAAUCGGUGUGAAGGCCAUGGUCCACAAGGAUGGAGAGUUAAGAAAAGCAGAGAUUCUGUCUAUAAAGCAGCGGAAAGAUGGCCUUGCUUUCUACGUCCAUUAUGUUGAUUUCAACAAACGACUUGACGAAUGGGUCGCUUCUUCUAGACUCGACCUGUCUCAGGAAGUUGAAUGGCCCCAGCCUGAGAAACCUGAAAAGAAGAAGACCGGCCCUGCCAACAAAGCUCCAAGCAAGAAUAAGCGUGCUAGAGCUGGUAGUCGUGAUGUCUCUGCAACCCCAGACCUUCUCACGGGCAAAAAUGCCAAUGUGGGAAAGGUACAGAGACCAUCGAAAGCAGGCGGAAAGGAGAAUCGUGGCGAUGAAACACCCGUGAACUUGUUUCUAUUGGGUUCAGAAGCGGUAUCUGCAGAUGGGACCCCGAAAGCCGACUCCGAGGACAUUGAUAUGAUGGAUGUUAGCUUCACUGAUGCAAAAGAAAUCAAAGAGGAGGAACGGGCACUAGGGCUGCCGUCGCGUGAAGAAGAGAUCGAGAGGUUGCGUACUAGUGGCAGUAUGACACAGAACCCGACUGAAAUUCACCGAGUGCGAAACCUUGAUCGACUACAGAUGGGCAAAUACGAUGUUGAGCCGUGGUACUUUUCUCCGUAUCCUGCUUCCUUCUCCGACGCAGAGGUGGUGUACAUCGAUGAGUUCUGUCUGAGCUACUUCGACAACAAGCGCGCAUUUGAGCGCCACCGCACCAAGUGUACACUCACACACCCUCCUGGCAACGAAAUCUACCGAGAUGAUAACAUCUCAUUCUUCGAAGUAGACGGCCGCCGACAGCGAACAUGGUGUCGCAACCUUUGUCUUCUCAGCAAACUCUUCCUUGACCACAAGACCCUUUACUACGAUGUCGACCCUUUCCUCUUCUACUGCAUGUGCACUCGGGACGACACCGGGUGCCACCUUGUUGGUUACUUCUCCAAAGAAAAAGAUUCCGCGGAAGGCUACAAUCUUGCGUGCAUUCUGACACUGCCGCAAUACCAACGGCGCGGUUUUGGAAGGCUCCUUAUCUCCUUCAGCUACGAACUCAGCAAGCGAGAAGGGAAGCUCGGCUCCCCAGAGAAACCUCUCAGUGAUUUGGGAUUGCUGGGAUAUAGACAAUAUUGGCGUGAAACGCUCGUCGACAUUCUCACAGAUCCUGGGCGCGAGGCAGUGAGUGAGAACGACCUCGCGGUGUUGACAUCAAUGACCGAGAAGGAUGUCCAUGAGACGCUGGCUAUAUUCAAAAUGCUUAGAUAUCACAAUCUAACAAGCUCACAGAAAGGAAACUGGGUCAUUGUACUCACCGACCAAGUCAUUGAAGAGCGCAACAAGCGUAUAGAGAAGGAAAAAAUCAAGGGAUCUCGCAAGAUUGAUCCGACACGACUUCAAUGGAAGCCGCCAGUGUUCACGGCUUCCAGCCGAACCUGGAACUGGUAG
Aspergillus versicolor CBS 583.65 is the source of this 3927-nucleotide messenger RNA. RefSeq names its product putative cell division control protein (Cdc5) (gene cef1). The record is from RefSeq and is a predicted model, not a curated record. The transcript is spliced from 10 exons. Bases 1 to 3927 code for a protein of 1308 amino acids. Gene Ontology annotation, biological process: mRNA splicing, via spliceosome; regulation of DNA-templated transcription. Gene Ontology annotation, cellular component: spliceosomal complex; Prp19 complex. Gene Ontology annotation, molecular function: histone acetyltransferase activity. NCBI's taxonomy places the organism in Eukaryota, Fungi, Ascomycota, Eurotiomycetes, Eurotiales, Aspergillaceae.